This is a messenger RNA of Rhagoletis pomonella (apple maggot), 369 nucleotides long. RefSeq names its product acyl-protein thioesterase 1-like. Gene Ontology annotation, molecular function: palmitoyl-(protein) hydrolase activity; carboxylic ester hydrolase activity. Gene Ontology annotation, cellular component: cytoplasm. Gene Ontology annotation, biological process: protein depalmitoylation. Lineage: Eukaryota; Metazoa; Arthropoda; Insecta; Diptera; Tephritidae. The record is from RefSeq and is a predicted model, not a curated record.
ACACUGGAAAUGAUAAGGACUGGUAGGAAAGGAACUACAACUAGUACAAGCACAAGCAAAGUUACUUGGCUCCUAUUUUGGUUGACAAACAGCAGCAUGUCUAUUGCACCAGUGAUAAUUGAGGCGACAGCCAAACACACGUCAACGCUCAUCUUUAUGCACGGCUUAGGUGAUACCGGUCAUGGAUGGAGUUCAGCGUUGGCGAUGAUACGUCCGCCCAGCAUGAAAGUAAUCUGUCCAACAGCACCCACAAUGCCGGUGUCAUUAAAUGCCGGAUUCCGUAUGCCUUCUUGGUUUGAUUUACGCACGCUCGAGUUUGUUAGGAAAACAGUCAUCAGACCGGAGAAGCUAUCGCCUGUUGCUAAGUAA